GAAAGCAACACUAGAAUCGAGCAAGUAGACUUGUCCUCGAGAGGCGGAGCCCGGUUGGUUCCAUUUGCUGAGGCGCGUUCGUAAUGAAAGGGAGCGCGUGAGUGGGCUUGCCUUGAGCUUCGUGGUGUCUGACUUACUCGCUUUUUAUUGUGUAGAGGAGGGCUGCACACGUUGUAACGGUACACCGAAAUCUUAGGUAGAAAUAAUAAUCUCCUGUUCGGAGAGAACAGAAAAAAACGAAUUCAGUGUUCUUUUCCGAAGUCUGUUAUUCACAGCCUUCGAAAAACAUGUCGGCAUCGGCGGCAAAAGUGAGUAAAAAGGAGCUGAACUCAAACUAUGACGGCGCGGACGAGACCUCCGAAAAAGAGCAACAGGAAGCUAUUGAACACAUUGAUGAAGUUCAAAACGAAAUUGACAGACUGAAUGAGCAGGCGAGUGAGGAGAUAUUGAAGGUAGAACAGAAAUACAACAAACUCCGUCAGCCAUUCUUUCAGAAGAGGUCAGAACUGAUCGCCAAAAUCCCCAACUUCUGGGUCACAACAUUCGUCAACCAUCCGCAAGUUUCUGCCCUUCUUGGUGAGGAAGAUGAGGAGGCACUUCACUAUCUGACCAGGGUGGAGGUUACAGAGUUUGAAGAUAUCAAGUCAGGCUACAGAAUAGAUUUUUAUUUUGAUGAAAACCCAUACUUUGAAAACAAAGUCCUUUCCAAAGAGUUCCACCUGAACGAGAGUGGAGACCCAUCAUCAAAGUCAACAGAAAUAAAAUGGAAAUCAGGAAAGGACCUGACAAAGCGCUCCAGCCAGACGCAGAAUAAAGCCGGCAAGAAGAGGCAGCAUGAAGAGCCAGAGAGCUUCUUCACCUGGUUCACUGAUCACUCAGAUGCUGGGGCAGAUGAGCUGGGCGAGGUCAUCAAGGAUGACAUCUGGCCAAACCCCCUGCAGUACUACCUGGUUCCUGACAUGGAUGAUGAGGAAGCAGAAGGUGAAGAUGAUGAUGACGAGGAAGGUCUUGAGGACAUUGAUGAGGAGGGUGAUGAAGAUGAUGGAGAGGAAGAUGAUGGAGAGGAAGAUGAUGGGGAGGAUGAUGAAGGAGAAGAUGACUAAACUGAAAAAUUACAUCUACCAAUACCCUUUCCUAUUUUCACCCAAUUUGGUUAUCCACCCAUAUUUGGGAGCAAGAUUUUGUAUUUUUAUUUUGUGCUUCGUCGUCUCAUUCUGAAGCCUCACUCCUGUCUGUGCCAUGUUAAGUUUCUUUGUCUCAUCUAAAAACCAAUGGCAAAUUCCUGCCUUGAAUUGUAUGUACCACCCCAAUUCCCAAAUUCAUCUGAAGAAAAAUAAAAACUUACAAAAAAAUAGAAUCAGCAUGCCAUCUUGAGUAGAAUUAAAUAGCAAUUUAUAUAUAUAAUUUUCUUGCAGUUAAAGGUUGUGAUAAAUGAAUAAAAGCCAUGGUGCAGUGACCUAGCGCUAGCAGACCCCCUCUAUAGUUUUUAUAAUUUUGUUCAGUUGGCGAGUAGAUCCCUGCAAAUAAUGCCACCCCCCCUUAUGUGGUUAAAAGUUAACAGAAAAUACCAGCUUAUUCCCAUCACUUGUAAUGUUUGGGGUCAAUGCUGGGGUAGGGUAAAGGGAUAUCUUGGGGUGCUGAGGUGGGUGGGCAUUUUGACACCAUUACUAUAUCUUUUUUUUUAUUGUUUUACAGACAUCCAUGAGAUGUGAAAGUACAUUUUUAAUAAACAAAACAAAACUUUAAAAAAAUGCUUGUAAAUUUGGGCCCCCCACUGCUUCAUGGAAAACAACCUGUUAUCUCAUGGAAUUUACAUCUAAUCACUGUUUUAUUUUCCGCUGGGGGGAAAUAAUCAUCUGUUUUAAACUUAAAGGUGUACAACUUGUUUUGUUACAAUAAAACUUAAUGUGUACACAAA
Messenger RNA from Oncorhynchus mykiss (rainbow trout), 1918 nucleotides. RefSeq names its product protein SET. Gene Ontology annotation, cellular component: nucleus. Gene Ontology annotation, biological process: nucleosome assembly. Lineage: Eukaryota; Metazoa; Chordata; Actinopteri; Salmoniformes; Salmonidae. The record is from RefSeq and is a predicted model, not a curated record.